AUGCCUAUUGAAGAGAACUUUGAAUUCGAGUCGGACGCCUACCGACGGGAGGUCAAAACCUUCAACAUUGCCAGGCUUAAGCAGCAAGAAAAAGCCAUGGGGCGAAAGUGCUUAACGAGCGGCUUUGCUACGAGUUUUGGGGUAGGCAGCGCAUGGUUUUCAGGGGGGCUAAGCUUGCUACUGGCUGGUUAUAAAAGCCGAAGCACAUACGUGGCUUACAAGAAGCGCGAAAUUAUCCAAGACGAGCUUCGUAGGCGUAACCAGGAAGUUGGCCAUAUCACCGGCAAAGACGCCGCCGUCUCGUGGUCGAUCGGGGCAUUGGCGGCUUUGGUCGGCAUGGAGAUAGGCGACUUCACUGCUGAAAUCACUAACAUCGAAGAAAUGGGCAAGGGACUAGCACCUGGUGCGAACGAUAGUACAGGCCUGCUGACCGAUCCGGGCACGGCGGUAGACGGUAUGGCCGGUCAAGUCCAACAACUCGCCGCACGCGCUCUAGGUGAGAAUGCCGCGAGCGCUGCUACACAAGUAGCCGCUGCAGAUGCCACUGCCUACCACGCAGGCAUGAUUCAAGCGAAAAUCAUAGAAGAGCACUUGGGAAACGAGGCGACAGAAGCUGCGUUGAUGCAGAACAUCUAUAGGAGUAGGGCAUUGUUACUGGCGUAA
Messenger RNA from Daldinia childiae, 663 nucleotides. RefSeq lists its product as uncharacterized. NCBI's taxonomy places the organism in Eukaryota, Fungi, Ascomycota, Sordariomycetes, Xylariales, Hypoxylaceae. The transcript has 2 exons. Bases 1 to 663 code for a protein of 220 amino acids. The record is from RefSeq and is a predicted model, not a curated record.